Formica exsecta is the source of this 5515-nucleotide messenger RNA. Its product is annotated as NACHT domain- and WD repeat-containing protein 1. NCBI's taxonomy places the organism in Eukaryota, Metazoa, Arthropoda, Insecta, Hymenoptera, Formicidae. The record is from RefSeq and is a predicted model, not a curated record. Gene Ontology annotation, molecular function: protein binding; ATP hydrolysis activity. The transcript is spliced from 16 exons. The coding region runs from base 649 to 5382 and encodes 1577 amino acids.
AAUAUAUAAACGAGCUAUAUAGAGCGAAAAUCACAAUCUCUAUUAUUUGUUGAGCAUCGACUAAUAUUGUAUGUUGUUUAAUUAUUGAUCGCCGGAUCGAUCAUAAGUACAUAUAUCGAUACACGAGUACCUUGCACAUACGAUAACUAAUCAGUUGUUAGGAAACGCAGAAAUCUAAAAGAUUUAUGCUCGAGAUAUAUAGAUACUUCGCAUUGGAAGAUUCAAUGUUGUGAAGAAUUCAAAAAUUUAAUGGUGUGAUAAGAAUUCUACAUACAUAUAUAAAUUUAAGUACUCGAGCUACCCCACGUCCAAACGUCCGACGAUAAAAGAAUCGGAUAAGCUUAAUUAAUCCAAACGUCCGUAUGAAGAAAUACGAAUUUAUGUGGAUUUAGAGAAUAUAAAGAAUUAAAUAUUUAAAAAGGAUACACACAGUAGAGAAUACACAAUACACACACACGUAUGUAUUUAAGGAAUCAAAAUCUCGAAUGAUAAAACGGUCGGCAAAGCUUUAGCGAUCGAAUGAUAUAACGUAGUAUAGUACGAAUCGAAAGAUAAUGAUAUAUCAGGCUCUACGGGAAAUGGAGCCGCAUAUAAAUAUGCAUAAGCAAUGAUUAUUGUCUAAUUCGAAUUGCGAACUUCUCACAAACAAUGAAUCUUGAGGUGGAAUUGAUCGCGGGGGUUAUCAAAGGCGGUUCACCCCCCGCGCAUUUACCGGCACCGAGGCUCGUCAAGAUAUUUAUCGCCAGCGAAAGAGAUGAUUUUACGGAAGAGCGCAAACAGCUGCUGGAGGUGAUCGGUCCGGAACUGCAAUCAAUUUAUGAUGAUAUGGGAAUCGAGGUGCUUCUGGUGGACAUGCAAUACGGAACCGGUGAUAACCCGGAUACCAAUCCACGUCUGGCGGAAUUUUUCUUAGAAGAGAUAAAUGCGUCUCACCGACAUUCCCGGGGAUGUUUCCUUCUGCUGUUGACAGGAACAAAUUAUACCGUAGGGUGGAUACCAACGGAAUUGAAAGAAGCUACCUUCCAAACGCUUCUCGCACACUGCGCUCUUCUUAAAGAUCAUUACGAGCACAACGGGCACUCUUAUGUUUUGAAUGCUAAUAGCGUGCAAACCGCUCAACAAGAAUGGCAGAAGGAUCAAGAACCGAGCCUACGGCUGGCGCUAAGGACCGCCGCGGAAUGCGCAAUUGUGGAGCAACCGGACAAUCAGGAGUUGAGAUAUAUCUUGAAGAGUACGAUGGAGCGACAGCUGGAAUACGGCCUAAGUCUAGACCAGCAGGGCUUGGGAAUAAUGGCUGUGAUACGCGAAUGGACGGGCAAUAACGCGCCGAAAUAUACAUCAGCUGGCGAGAAGCUCAAAAAUCGCGUUCAAGCUAACCUGCCCCACGAUAACGUGCUGCAUUUACACGUGGAAUAUCAUAAUGGCAGUAUCGAUACCGACUACGACGUUCACGAUGAGUACCUUGGAAAGCUUCGAGAACUAAUAUUGGACAGGCUGCAGCAGCUAGUGAACGCAUCCGUAGAGGCUGAUCCGGAAAUCAAAAGCCGCAAGAAGAUGGUUCAGGAAGUCUACGCCGAAAGUAUGGCGCAUUUUGCUCUCCUUCGAGAAUUACCGUUGGCCGACGAGAAUGACGAAGCUGUAGAGCAAGUGAAAAAGCUUAUCCUUGCAGGCAAGGAGCAUAAGCACGGGCCUAUCCUAAUCUACGGACCCAAAUCCUCUGGCAAAUCCUCUAUUCUUGCGCGUGUCUAUCAGAAUUCGCCUGACUGGCUCUCGGCGCCGACGCUUCGCAUCGUCCGAUUGUGCACUGCAACACCUCGAUCCGCCUACAGCCUGGAGCUUCUUCGCAUUCUCUGUCAACACAUUGGUUUUCUUUCCGGUGACAACGACGGUAAUCUACCGCGCGAUGCCUCCUUUGAUCCACUCUACCUCAACAAUUGGUUUAGCCUCAUCAUGCGCCGCAUAGAGGAGCAUCCCCUUCCGGAUCAAUUAAUUAUUCUCCUCGAUGACCUUCAUCGUUUCCAUCCGCUCGAGUGCGAUAUUGUCGCCGCCUUAUCCUGGUUACCGCUCGCUCUUCCCGCGGGCGUCCAUUUCGUCGCCACUUCCGCGCUUCCGCCCGAGGGAAUGCGUCUCACGCCGCUUCAGAAGGAUCGUCUGCGCAGCACUGACAUUCUCGUCGAUCUACCCGGGCGCAUAUGCGCAACGCCAUGCAUCGACGCCGCUUUGGAGCACUUGGAGGAGCUUAUUGGACUCGACGCUGCUAAUCGAAUUGCCUCGAUUCUCGCUUGCACUGAGUACGGUCUGUCGGAGACAGAAAUACUCGAAUUGAUCAUGCCUACUGGAGGAGAAGAACCUUUGCUCCUGGAUGAGAGCCAAUUCAACUUCGCGACUUGGUGCUUGGUCAGAAGAACAUUCGCGCCGUGGCUCAAAGUACGAGUGAUGAGCGGACGAUUGAUGUUCUCCUGGCGCGGUCAAUUUCGCGAAGUUGCUCUCAGAAAAUAUCUUUCGAAUCAAGAUGUCUCUCGCGGCUACCACGCAGAACUAGCCGGUCUCUUCUUCUCCGAGGACGCCGACAAUGGCUCCGACAAAUCGCCGAAGAAUCCAGCCUCCUCGCCCGUCGCCAAAGAAACCCCGUUUCAAAGCGCGCCGCAAACGCAGGAUGUCACAUAUACGCUUCGACACGUUGAAGAAGCGUGGCUACACCUUCUGCGCGCUUCCGAUGUGGACAAGCUGAAGAAACUUGCCGUCUGCGCGUUCGAUUUUCUUCUUGCGGCUGUUCAAAUGAUCUCUGUAAGCUAUCUCCGAUGUGUCCUCGAACACGCCAGGCGGUAUCUCCUCGAACGCGACUUGGAACUCAUAUAUUAUGCCGUGAGGAAAUCCAGUGAUGUCCUUACCAGGGAUCCGCUUCAGCUCGCCGCUCAACUCAUCUGUUGGUUAAGACCGGUUGCCGAAGACGGCGGUGAUCUCGUUAGUAGAAUGGUUAUGGCGGCUAUGGCUUGGUGCGAUGGUUACACCGCUCCCUUGCUCGUGCCCCUGAACGGAUGGCUACAACCACCUCUGCCAUUGCAAAUCCGAGCAAUUACGUGUCCUCAAGGGGUCAAGUUGAUCGAGGCGGCACCAUCCGGUCAACACGUCGUUGUUGUGCCUCCGCAAGGAGAUGCUCAAUUAUGGCAUGUGAUGUCGAGUCAGCUCGUUCAUACAUUCAAAGGACAUUCUAGCCCAAUCUCGUGUUUAGCCGUCACUCAUCAAUCACAGUAUCUGCUAACUGGUUCCGAGGACACUUCCAUUAUUGUCUGGGAUAUGAAGGAUCUCAUCAUGAAACGGCGGAUUUGCGAGCACAUUGCACCAGUCCUUACUUUAACAACGGCUCUCAACAAUUCUGUUAUUGUGAGUGGUGGUGAAGAUUCCAGAAUUAUCGCCACUAGCCUGCUCACCGGCGAGGUUCUAAUGAAAGUUGAUCAUCAUCGUGGUCCUGUCACUACUAUUCGCGUUGAUUCAGCGGGAGAAGUCUUGGUUUCAGGAUCAGUCGACGGAACUGUGUGUCUUUGGUCUUUGGAAAGCUUCAGUCUUCUCAAUAGCAUUAUUCUUCCUUCUCCGGUGGUCAUGUUAGACGUGUCCGCAGAUUCAGUUUUUCUUCUAGCCGCUUGUGAAGAUCAAAAGCUCUAUCUGAGGUCUUUGGCAACAGGCACGGAUAUUCACACGCUUAGAGGACAUCAAGGACCAGUUAAAAGUCUCUGUUUGGCGAAGGAUUGUAGAAGAGCUAUCGCUGGCGGUACCGAAGGCAGAGUAUCCGUGUUCGACAUGCAUAGUGGAAAGUUGACUAGAACCUUACCCGCUAAUCCAUCAGCAAGCGUCACUUCGGUUAAGGUAACUGAGAAAGAUGAUUUUCUGAUAACUGGCGGAGGAGGCCGCGUGACUUAUUGGAGCUUCCGCGGUGAAGAACCACCACCGAAGCCCCAGAAACCCGGAAAACAGGAUUCUCUACAACCUCAUACCGCGCCGAUAUCCUGCUUGGAUAUUUCUAGGGAUGGCGUAAUGGCAGUCACCGGCGGUGUAGAUUCUUUAGUUAAUCUAUGGCAGCUAAACACUCAUGAGUUGUUGUCCACAUUGGAAGGUCAUAUCGCCAGCGUCACUUGCAUCGCAUUUUCCGCGUCAGGACUUUUUGUCGCAUCUGGAUCUGAGGACAAGACAGUGCGCGUGUGGGGUUUGACACUAGGGCUUGUCGUAGCUACGUUUAGGCAUCAGGCGCCAGUGACCGCUGUCACCGCUAUGCUGGAUGGAAGAAGAGUGGUCAGUUCGGAUCGAGCUGGCGUUAUCAGGGUGUGGGCAGCAGAUAGUGGUACAUUGAUCCAGUCAGUUUGCGGACCCGGACGAUGUUUUGCUGUCGCGUCCGAUAUGAGAUAUGCGGUAUGCGGAUCUGGCGAUAAUCAGGUGCGUAUACUCAGUCUGGGCGUCGGUCCCGAAGAAAAGCAUCAGGUAUCGCAUUCGCAAGAUAUCACAUGUUUGGUAGCAACGCCCGAUUCUCAGUAUUUAAUCACUGGCUCCCGCGAUAUGAGCCUAAAAGUGUGGCAAUUGGUCGGCGGUAAACUUUCUCAGGUGUUGGUGGGCCAUACCGACCACGUGACUUGCGUUGCAGUCGCGGUGCUCGACAAGUCCAUAGUGGUAUCCGGCUCUAGAGAUGCCAAUUUGAUCGUCUGGGACAUCAACACCGGAGCUGAUUUGCAUACUCUCACAGGCCACCUGGGUUACGUAACCUGCGUGCGUCUUUCCGCCGACGGCACUCUAGCUGCUUCCGGAAGCGAAGACAAAAGCCUCAUCGUCUGGGAUACCAAGAAAGGCACUCCGCUCAGUUCAAUCAUGCUACACGUACCGGUAUUAGGGGUCGAGAUGUCUACCGAUUGUUCUAGGAUGGCAGUGCAUUUAUUGGAACACAAAUGCUUGCCUAUUCUAUGUCUGCACAACACUCCUGCGCAAUAUGUCAAGCUGCCGCUGUAUGUGGCGCCGCGGGAUUUGAGACCGCCAGGACCGAAACGACCUACCAGAAGAUUACUGAAGAAAGAGGUUUCCUUAGAUACUUAUACCUGGCAACGAAAGUAUGGCCAUCUUACGUCAGAUAUCAGAGUCUCGAAUAUCGAGAAACGUCGCUUUAGCGUGAGCGCGUCCAUGGAAGAGAUCAGCAAGGCAGGCUUAGCCGGUUCUCAACCUGGUCUAGGUCCUGAACAGGCCGCUUUAGCGCAAUCCCAACAUUUUGAUCAAUUGGAGGCGCUUUGGAACAAGCAAUCGCCGCCGCCAAGACCACGUGGCCUAGCCCGAACAUUAACGAAGCAAACUUCGCUCCAGGCUACCCGAAUAUCCGAUUCCGAAGAAGAAGAUAUACCCGAUUAAAUGGCAGAAUACUUUCUAUCGACAACUUUCACGAUUGAUUGUCGAAUAUAUUUAAGCUACAAAAUGUCCUUCCGUGUCAUUCGAUGCAAUAAAUAAAGAUAUCCCCAGAGAUAAUAGAUUAGCAACAAAAUAC